Molecule: messenger RNA, 495 nt
Organism: Gastrolobium bilobum
Lineage: Eukaryota; Viridiplantae; Streptophyta; Magnoliopsida; Fabales; Fabaceae
Product: brassinosteroid-responsive RING protein 1-like
Exons: 1
Coding region: 1-495 (164 amino acids)
Biological process (GO): protein ubiquitination
Molecular function (GO): ubiquitin protein ligase activity; zinc ion binding
Source: RefSeq, a predicted model, not a curated record
AUGGGAUUUCCAGUGGGGUAUACAGAGGUUCUCUUUCCGAAGCUGUUUCUGAACUUGCUCUCUGUUUUGGGUUUCAUCAGAAAACUGAUCUGCACCCUGUUCCGCUAUCUGGGUCUCCACGAUUUCCUCGAACCCGACAUUGCCUGGCCCGACGCUUCCACCCGGAUACCCGAAUUCGAAUCGGUGUCGGCUCUCCUGAUCCGGGAAAUCCUGCCGGUGGUGAAGUUCCGGGAACUGGUGGACCCACCCGAGAGCUGCGCGGUGUGUCUGAGCGAGUUCGACGAAAACGAUGAGAUCAGACGGCUGGCGAACUGUCGACACAUAUUCCACCGAGGAUGCCUGGACCGUUGGAUGGGGUACGAUCAGAGAACGUGCCCCCUGUGCCGAACACCCUUCAUACCAGAUGAUUUGCAAGGUUCCUUCAACGAGAGACUCUGGGCUGCUUCUGGGAUCCCUGAAUUUUACUCUGAUUACCCUCAUGUUGGUUCUUUAUAG